AUGAGUAUUUUGAAUUUGUGGCUCUAUGAAUUCUGGCUGCUAAUACUGAGUUCUGGUUUGAAUGCGAGUUUUUUGCCAGCGGAAGAGGACGUCGAUUUUAUCAACGAGUACGUGAACCUCCACAAUGAACUCCGAGGCAACGUCCUCCCGCCAGGGUCUAACUUGCGUUUCAUGACAUGGGAUGUUGCAUUGUCACGGACUGCUAGAGCUUGGGGGAAAAAAUGCUUAUUUAAGACUAACAGUUAUUUAGACGAACUAAAUAUGGUGCAUCCUAAAUAUAAUGGUAUUGGUGAAAAUAUCUGGGUUGGCCCUGAAAAUGAAUUUACUGCAAGUAUUGCUAUCCGAAAUUGGCAUGCAGAGAAAGACAAUUAUGAUUAUGAAAAUGGGAAUUGUACUUCUGAAUGUUCUCAUUAUUUGCAGCUUGUUUGGAAUAACUCUUAUAAAGUUGGUUGUGCUGUUACUCCAUGCUCCAGAAUUGGACAUAUUAAACAUGCAGCAAUUUUCAUAUGCAACUAUGCACCAGGAGGAACUCUGAGGAGAAGGCCUUAUAACAAGGGACUGUUUUGUUCUGAGUGUGGCAGCGCUGACACCUGCACAGACUACUUAUGCAGUAACGCAGAUCGUGACGAAGUCAUAUAUUACCGAUAUUGGUAUCCAACGUGGGAAAAGCCCCGGCCACUCAUAUGUAAUCCAGUGUGCAUAUUGACCUUUAUAUUGCGACUACUGUGUUUUAUACUAAGUACAACAGUAGUUGUGUUGGUACAGAAACACUUUCCAAAUAUCUUAGUGGAACAAGAGAUGUAUUUUACCCCUGAUGAAUUAGAAGAAAGCAAAGACAGGAAGUUGAAGGAAGAGAAAAUGCAAAAGGUA
Echinops telfairi (small Madagascar hedgehog) is the source of this 870-nucleotide messenger RNA. RefSeq names its product GLIPR1 like 2 (gene GLIPR1L2). The annotation marks the transcript as partial. The record is from RefSeq and is a predicted model, not a curated record. The transcript has 6 exons. NCBI's taxonomy places the organism in Eukaryota, Metazoa, Chordata, Mammalia, Afrosoricida, Tenrecidae.